Messenger RNA from Sphenostylis stenocarpa, 594 nucleotides. The record is from the annotation of a GenBank genome assembly. Lineage: Eukaryota; Viridiplantae; Streptophyta; Magnoliopsida; Fabales; Fabaceae.
AUGGUUCACGUUUCAUUUUACAGGAAUUAUGGAAAGACGUUCAAGAAACCACGUCGUCCGUACGAGAAGGAGCGUUUGGACGCGGAGCUGAAGCUGGUAGGGGAGUACGGGCUGAGGUGUAAGCGGGAGUUGUGGAGGGUGCAGUACGCUCUCAGCCGCAUCCGCAACAACGCCCGUAACCUCCUCACCCUUGACGAGAAGAACCCGCGCCGGAUCUUUGAGGGUGAGGCUCUCCUCCGCCGUAUGUUUCGCUACGGGCUCCUCGACGAGACCCAGAACAAGCUGGAUUAUGUCCUCGCACUCACUGUUGAGAACUUCCUCGAGCGCCGCCUCCAGACCCUCGUCUUCAAGUCUGGCAUGGCCAAGUCCAUCCACCAUGCUAGGGUUCUUAUCAAGCAGAGACACAUCAGGGUUGGUAGGCAAGUGGUUAACAUCCCAUCUUUCUUGGUGAGGGUUGACUCACAGAAACACAUUGACUUCUCACUUACAAGUCCCCUUGGUGGUGGACGCCCUGGAAGAGUGAAGAGAAAGAACCAAAGGGCUGCUGCUAAGAAGGCCGCAGGUGGAGAUGGAGAUGAGGAAGAUGAGGAUUAG